Molecule: messenger RNA, 1799 nt
Organism: Spizellomyces punctatus DAOM BR117
Lineage: Eukaryota; Fungi; Chytridiomycota; Chytridiomycetes; Spizellomycetales; Spizellomycetaceae
Exons: 5
Coding region: 459-1592 (377 amino acids)
Biological process (GO): lipid metabolic process
Source: RefSeq, a predicted model, not a curated record
CUGUGCUUGCUUGGGGCCUUGCUCUGAACAGGAAGAUCCAACUCCAUACCAUUUACUGGAUGGCUCGCUGGGUCAUUCGCAUCUGUCGUUUUCUUCAGAUGCGACACAGCCUUUGUUCCGUAGUAGGGAUAAUGCGCUUAAAAAUCCAGGAGGCAUGACGAAAUGUUCUGCUACCUCCUGCCUUUCGUCCUAUUCAUCUUUUUUCAGUAAACCAUUCAAUUUGUGCUCGGAUAACGCUUGGCGCCAGAGUCAAACAUCGGCCAUCUGUCUCCGCUCUCCCUCCAAAGCUCUCGUCCAAAGUUAAAAAGGCUCCAUCGCCUGUCUCCCCCAUCACAUCAGCACCAGCAAUCAAGGACAUCGACUUUACAAAGCGGAUCAGCCAGAGUGGAAUCUCGAACCAAUCUUCUUGCACCUCAUACAACCAGACCUUCCAAGUUUCCUCAACUUGUCUUUCCAUAAUGGCUCUUCUCCGCAGUUUUGUCGCACUCCUUGCAUGUGCUGCCAUCGGCACUCAAGCCGCUCCAGCUGUUGAUCAGCUCCAAUCUCGCGGCGCUGCGCGUCGUCAGGCUCAGAAUGCUGAAGCCGUCCGGCUCCAGUUUAUGUCCGAUAUUUUGGGAGCUCCUGCUUCCUCCAACAUGGUUAAAGACCUCAGUUCCGACGCCAUUAAGAACGUCAUUGUCACCAAAGCCGACCCAGCCAAGGAUGCACCCGUGAGUCCAGCUUUUACGGCUUCAGAAGCCACCAAUGCGACUCAAUCCAACUUGGUGGCUCGAAGCUUCGUGAGUGGUGCGCAGCUUGACGAUCUCAAGCUUCACCAAGCCUACGCUGCUGCCUCUUAUUGCCUCGCUGGUAUCGAAAACUGGACUUGCCGGGAGCGUUGCUCUGGACCUACCGCCGGAACGAUUAUCGUCAAAAAGUUUGACACACUGCUCACCAACACUGUCGGUUUCGUCGGAUACAACCCAUCUCAGAAGGCUAUCAUUGUCUCGUUCCGUGGAACUCUCUCAAUCCGAAACGCAAUCAAUGACCUCAAGUUCUACAAGGUUGAUGCUGACUACAAACUGAACAGAAUCAAGGUUCCCGAUGGCGCCAAAAUCCAUGGUGGAUUCGGGGAUGCCUACAAUGCCGCUGCUAGCACGGUCCGCAGUGCCGUUCAGCAAAUCUUGAAUGGACCCGGCAAAGAUUUCAAUAUUCACGUUGUUGGCCACAGCAUGGGUGGAGCCAUCGGCAUUCUUGGUGCGAUCGACCUUUACGAUUUCCUCGGCGAAUCCUUUGGUAACAAGAUUAAAGUCUACUCUUUCGGCGAGCCUCGUGUUGGAAACAAGGCCUGGGCAAGCUGGGUUUACACUCUCCCCUUCUUCAGCAACAUGUUCCGUGUUACCCACAACACCGACAUUGUCCCCCACCUCCCUCCCAAAGCUUUCGACUUUUUGCACCACCGUGCAGAAUACUGGAUCACCUCCAAGGGCGACUUGUCCACCUGCGACGACUCCUUGGGUGAGGCGGCAGCCUGUGCUGGCAGCGUGAUCAUUCCUUCCAUCGUUGCUCACUUGGUUGGAUACUUUGACAUUCCUUUUGGACCAUGGUGCUGAGCGCCGUUCCGAUUGUUUACAGUUCUUGUGGGGCAUAAAUUAUCCUAUGCCGGUCAAGGAUAAUUUUGCGUGAGAUUCUAUGCAGUACCCUUAGUUAGAAAUAGUAAAUACAGAGUAAUGUACUAGAUAGCCUGGCGCUUUCGGAUCAACUUAUACCUCUCUUAGUACUCCCCGUAGUAUCAAUAUACCUAGUAGUUGAGCCUCAAA